Molecule: messenger RNA, 2422 nt
Organism: Carassius carassius (crucian carp)
Lineage: Eukaryota; Metazoa; Chordata; Actinopteri; Cypriniformes; Cyprinidae
Product: GATOR complex protein NPRL3-like
Exons: 14
Coding region: 370-2199 (609 amino acids)
Biological process (GO): positive regulation of autophagy; TORC1 signaling; negative regulation of TORC1 signaling
Cellular component (GO): GATOR1 complex
Source: RefSeq, a predicted model, not a curated record
UUUAUUUACGCAUCUUCCAUUGCUAAUCUUAACCGUCAUAUUAGUUGCAAAUAUUCACAUGGCGCCACAAGGUGACUGGUGGAUAAAUUAUUUUGAUUUAUUAUCUUGUGAUUGAUACCAGUAACUGUUUUGCGUUAGUUUUGUGGUUUUGGCUAGCGAGCAGGGUAACAGAACUUUUUAUGCUGCUUAUAUCUCUCAAAUUCGUUUAGUUUAUUUCCUCCCCAUGUUAUUUGAGAUACAGUUCAACAAAUGCACCAGGUGUUUCGUUCUGGUAAAUUCUCAAGCGGUGCAACCCUUCAGUUGUCCACACCUGUCCGGCUGCAAACUGAAUUCGCUUGAGAUUAUAUAUACCUAAGAAAUCGCGUCAAGAUGUACAAGCAGUGGUCUGUAGAGUUAAAUCCAGAUGUGAAGCUAAUGCAGGAACAGACCGAAUCCAGCCUGCAGCCAAAUGGAGAAAAAACAAGUCCCAUAAGUGUUAUACUAGUUAGCUCUGGCAGCAGAGGAAACAAACUACUCUUUCGAUACCCGUUUCAGAGGGUGUCUGAAAACACUUCAUCAGCAACAUCAAAACAACGGAGUCCAUAUGUGCUGAACACCUCAAGUGACUCUGUAGAGGACCAGGAUGGCGAUUCAAGAGAACAAACUCCACUAACUGAUGAACAGUUGGUAGCAGGGUUUUCUGAUAGUAUUCUUGCCACCAUCUUGGCCACCAAGUCUGAUAUGUGCGGCAAGAAGUUUGAACUAAAAAUAGACAAUGUGCGCUUCGUCGGACAUCCAACCUUACUGCAGCCUCCACAUGCUGUUCAGGUCUCCAAAACUGACCCCUCCCCCAAAAGAGAACUGCCCACCAUGAUCCUGUUCAGUGUCGUUUUUGCAUUAAGGGCCAACGCAGAUGCCUCGGUCAUCAACUGUAUGCAUAACCUGUCUCGUCGCAUUGCCAUCGCCCUGCAGCACGAGGAGCGCAGGUGUCAGUACCUCACCAGAGAGGCCAAGCUCAUGCUGGCUGUGCAGGACGAGGUCACCACCAUGACUGAGACGGACGGCACCCCACAGUCACCGUUUCGCCAGAUCCUUCCCAAGUGCAAAUUAGCAAGAGACCUAAAAGAGGCCUACGACAGUCUCUGCACAACUGGAGUGGUUCGGCUUCACAUUAAUAACUGGCUUGAGGUCAGUUUCUGCCUGCCACACAAAAUCCAUCGUGUAGGAGGGAAACACAUCCCACCAGAAGCUCUUGAGUGCAGCCUAAAGGCCAUUCGGCCGUAUCACGCACUGCUGCUCCUGGACAACGAGAAGGCCUUACUGGCUCAGCUCCCACUGGACUGCUCUCCUGCUCUGGUCCGGCUCAUCAAGACCUGCUCAGCCGUGAAGAACCUGCAGCAGCUGGCUCAAGACGCUGACCUGGCUCUCCUACAGGUCUUCCAGAUAGCUGCACAUCUGGUAUACUGGGGUAAAGCCAUCAUUAUCUAUCCUCUCUGUGAGAACAACGUGUAUAUGCUCUCUCCCCAUGCAAACAUCUGCAUCUAUUCUCCUUUGGCUGAGCAGUUUGCCCUCCAAUUUCCAGGCCAUGACCUGCCCUCCAUGUUAGCUAAAUUCUCACUUCCUGUGUCUCUGUCUGAGUUCAGGAAUCCACUAGAUGCCCCUGUGCAUGAGGCCCAGCUCAUUCAGAUGGUGGUCUGGAUGCUACAGCACCGGCUGCUGUUUCAGCUGCAUACGUAUGUUUGUCUGCUGGUCCCGCCUAUUGAGGAGGAGCCUGAUCUGCGGGAGGAGGAGCUACCCCUAGUCACACGCGUUACAGGCCGGAGUCUGAGCACGCCCAGCGCCCUGAGUUUUGGCUCUCCCACAAGUAGUGAUGACAUGACCCUCACAAGUCCCAGUAUGGAUAACUCUAGCGCUGAGCUCCAAACUGGAGGAGACUCUCCUCUCAAUAAAAGAAUGACAGAAACUCUUCUGGCCAGCUUGACUGAACAUGAGCGGCAGGCGAUCCUCCGUGUCCCAGCAGCACAGAACCCCGAGGACCUACGCUUGUUUGCCAGGCUGCUGCAUUAUUUCAGAGGCCAUCAUCACCUGGAAGAGAUCAUGUACAAUGAGAACAUGCGUCGCUCGCAGCUGAAAACUUUAUUAGAUAAGUUUCGUAGUGUCUUGGUGAUAACCAACCACGAGGACCCCAUCAUCUCUCUGUUUCAAUCUCCACCUGACUAAACAGAUCAUCAAGCAUGCAUUUAAUAGAGAGUGUUUGCUUAUCAUCAGUGGCUUAAAAAAAUAUAAAAUUCAGGAGUGAAAUGCAUUCAUACAUGCUCUGUUUGAUAAGUGGCGAAUGAAGUGAGCCAUGCAUAAUCUACUGUAUAUAGAUGUAUUGACCAAAGAUUUUUAUGUUGUCAUGAUUUUACCUCAUGUGGUUUAUUUUAAUAAACGGUUCAGGGGU